Molecule: messenger RNA, 3402 nt
Organism: Chilo suppressalis (striped riceborer)
Lineage: Eukaryota; Metazoa; Arthropoda; Insecta; Lepidoptera; Crambidae
Source: the annotation of a GenBank genome assembly
AUCUGCACUGCCUUCAGUCCCGUUUUAGUAAUGGAUAAUUUCGGUUACCGCGAAAUGGGUUGGCCGACGCCCCUCCAAACGCCUACUAGACCUCGUCCUACGAGAAGUUUUAGUACCAGAGCCAGGGAACCAGAAGAAUUUCCCUUAAAUACAACAUACAAACAUGUGCGUAACAUUGACUUAAUUGAAAGUUCUCGAGAACCAGGAAAAGCCAAAGACUAUAUUUUCGUGGGCCCAUCCCCACCGGCUGAAGACGCUCCUAAUUUAUAUCACAGCUUCGAUGUCUUAGCACCAGAUCCUGAGGCAAGAUUGACCGAAGAAUCAGUGAGGAAGUGUUUGUGUGAACGUGCGCUUACUUUAGGCGCUGGCAGAUUUUUUGAUGACGUUGAAUGUGGAUUGAUAGUAUCCGAAAAUAUCAUCGAACAUAUAAGCUCGGCGCCAGAAGUAGUUGUGAACCUGACACUUUUGUGGUCUGCAUUUUUGGCUCGUGAUGAAUUACUUCCAUACAUUUUGGAAGCUGGUGCCGAUAUACAUUAUUCAGAACCUGCUGGCUUGACAGCAUUGCAUUUAGCAGCCUUUAGUGGUGCCUCCAGAGCAGCUGCGUUUUUGAUAUCCCGGGGAGCAGAUGUGGAUUUUGCACCUAAAUAUUUUACUCCCCUUCAUUGUAGUGCUUUUGGGAAUUCCUUAGAGGUCGCGGAAAUACUAAUAGCGAAUGAUGCUUCUUUACAUACUGUGGUUCAAAGAGCCGGAUGUGAAGAUAAUCUCGUUCACUGUGCUGUGAGAGCUGAUGCUGUGGAAUGCAUGGAAUUGUUUAUAGAAAGAGGUGUUGAUCCAGGCUAUGUAACAUCUGGUGGAUUGAAUGCUUUGCAUCUUGCUGCAGAACUAGGCGCACAACGCUGUUUAUCAUAUUUAUUAAAACAAACUAAGAUAAGUGUAAAUGGUGCUACAAAACAGAGAGAUAAAGAGAGUACGGCUUUACAUUUGGCAGCUGCAAGAGGAUAUGCAGAAUGUGUCGAACUUUUGAUAGCGCAGGGAGCAAAGACAAAUACAAAAAACCACAGAGGAUUUACUCCUCUUCACCUUGCAGCCAGAUGUGCAAGUGUAGAAUGUGUUGAAAUAAUUUUAAGGGAUGGCAAUGCAGACGCCAAUGUUGAAGAUUUGGAUAAAAGAACGCCACUGCAUGCUGCUAUUAAUAGAUCAGAACGUGCUUGUGAUAUUAUUGAUAUGCUGGUCAGUUGGGGAGCUCAGGUGAACAAAAAAGACGCUUAUGGAUAUUCGCCUUUACACAUUGCUGCGAUGGAUGGUCUAACCCAGUGUGUUGAGACUCUUAUUUUUCUGGGUGCUGAUGUAACAUCAAAAUCAAAGAAAGGACAUACAGCUCUCAGCGUUAUUAAUAGAAAAACACCUAAAUCGUUAGCUAUUUUACGCCAUAAUUUGGAUAGUGGAAUAAGUCUCAGUCGCUCCACCGAAGGAAACGAAGAAGUUCAAAUUGAAUUUGACUUUGGAAAGUUGCUAAAGUUUUCAUAUCCUCGCGAAAUAACAUACCUCAACAGUUUGAUUGACGAAGGUCAGAAAGACAUACUGUUACAUCCAUUGUGUUCUGCGUUCUUGUUCAUGAAGUGGCGUAAGAUAAGAAAAUUUUAUUUGGCACGAUUAGUUUUUUGUUUUCUGUUUGUAUCAUUUUUGUCAAUUUACGUACUAACUGCUGUAGCGAAAACUUGUACUGGGAAGUAUUCCAAGAAGUACGGAGUUCCUAAUGAACUUUGUCAGAAACAGUCACUCUUAGGUCUGUUGUUAAAGAAGAAUCCAAUAGAAUUUGAAAGAUGGGUGCUGAUAGGUAUAACUGCAUUUGAAAUAGUGCGAAAACUUACUGGCAUUACUGGCUAUUCCAGUAUUACUCAAUAUUUUACGACUUUCGAAAAUUUGAUGGAAUGGUUUGUACUACUUUCUGUAUUCUCACUUUAUAAUAUUGAAAAAGAUUACAGUUGGCAGAAUCAUAUUGGAGGUUAUGCGGUUUUAGGAGCUUGGACUAACUUGAUGCUUAUGAUGGGUCAACUACCAAUGUUUGGCGAUUAUGUAGCAAUGUAUCAAAAGGUCUUAACAGAAUUUUUAAAAUUACUGUUGGCUUACAUUUGUCUCUUGUUAGGUUUCGCUAUCUGCUUUUGCGUUGUUUUUCCGAAUGAAGAGAUGUUUUCUAAUCCUUUAAUGGGUUUCAUCAGUACAUUAUCAAUGAUGGUAGGGGAAUUGAAUUUGAAUAUUCUCAUAAAUGAUCCAUUGGCUGACGAAGAUCCACCACUAGUGUUUGAAUUGUCUUCACAGAUAAUAUUUAUAUUGUUUCUUAUGUUUGUCACAAUAAUUUUGAUGAAUUUGCUGGUUGGCAUUGCCGUUCACGAUAUUCAGGGUUUGAGAAAAACUGCCGGUUUGUCUAAGCUAGUAAGACAAACCAAACUUAUCUUGUUUGUUGAAAUGGGAAUGUUUAGUGCAUUAUUGCCCAAAUGCUUACACAAAUAUGUUUACAGAACAGCCUUGGUAUCACCUGAAGCUGGGAAGGUAAUCUUAAGUGUAAAACCAUUGAACCCAAGAGAAAAAAGAUUACCUACUGAUAUAAUGAUGGCAGCUUAUGAAUUAGCACAACUAAAUAAAGUCAAAUAUGGUAGGUCAGUAAAAGAGAUGUUAUAUAAAAAUAAGUUUUCAUCAAAGCUGAAUGAAACGCAGCCAAGCGACAAUCAUAACUUCAACAUAGAAAUAAGAGGUAUGCAGGAGAAGAUCGAUCAGACCACUUUUAAUUUGAAGAAAAUAGACCAAGAGUUGAGACAUUUAAAUACGCUGUUGACUGGGCAGCAGAUUAUGCUGCAAAGUUUGGUAAAAUGUACUGAGUUAGUGCCUUAUAGCAGAGGUCAAUAUGUUACUUCGCCAACGUCUCAUAGUGAAAUCUCUCCAUUUUUCUAUCAAAGCAACAGUGACGUGAAGUAGAAUUUUAAUUCAGAUUAGGAAUCAGGGUAUAUAUUUAUGCAAGAGUAUCUCAUUGCAAACUGUUGUUUGUUAUCAAUCUGGGACUCAAAUGCGAUGCAAGUAUGAAGAAUAAUAUUUGUAUGAUCUGUUAGUCAUUUUACAUUUCCAAGUAAUGCUAAGUUAAUUUUAAUUACAUCUUUUACUGUUAUUUUCACAAAUUUUUUUCUCUAUUUAUUACAAGUUCUGGUUAAAGUCUGUAUAGUAUGCAGUAGUUAGUCAUUUUGUUUGUCUUUUUUUAUGAUCUAUUUGAGUUCAAUUGUGUUAUGCGGUAUUUGCUUUUGUUUUAUCAAAAAAUCUUAUCAAACAGUUUCCUAUAUAAUUGUCGAGUAUUACGGUACUUGUGUAUUUAAAUGAUAAGACAUAUACUUUUAUAAGAACGCUGUGGUUCAC